AUGACCGUCCAUCAUGCGUCGGCGCUACUCGUAGCGACCAUGGUGGUUCUUCUGCUCUGCCCGGCAGCACUGCCAGCGGCAGCGGAUGCGCCCGUGAUGUUCCGAUCUUCCCGCCGCCUCACAACCUCCCAGAGCCUUGGCCUGAUGAGCCAUCUGCAAUCAUGGUUUCGUGGCGGAGCGACCGCCGGUGAGCAGCAGGAACGCUCUCUGGUCGAGCAGGUCGAAGGCGGCGCAGGCGCAGGCAGCGCAGGCGCAGGCGUCGGGCAAGGACCCAUCGACACCAGUGGCGCAGGCGAAGCACCCGCCUACGCUGGAGGCAGCGGAGCGACAGACCAAGGGGCCCCAGGCGGCGCAGGCCCGGCGGCCGCCAAUCAAGGAUCAACCGACACCGGCGCAGGCGGCGUCGCCCACGGUCCAGGAUCCACUGACGCCGCCGGAGGCGUUGGCGGCGCAGGCGCCGCCGAAGGACCCGCCAACGCCGGCGCAGGCGGCGCAGGCGGCACGCCCGGCGGUCAAGCACCUGCCGACACUGGCAGCCUAGGCGCCAACCAAGGCCCCCCCGACCAGCCUGAUGCCGCCGCCGCGGGGCAUGGCGGGAAUCGCGCGGAGCCAACGUUGGGAGUGCGCAUGCGGGACUUGGUGGUGUGGCGGGCCGCCAAGUUCCAUCUGAAGGCGCACGAAGCCCAGACGCACAUGGCGGCCGGCAAGACCAAGGCGGCCGAGGCGCACUUUCUCGCUUCGGCACUGGAGAAUGCGACAGACGUAGAGGCUUCGGCCGAUCUGGCGAGCAGUUGCGUUGAGCAGAUGGGGUUGGUGGGAGAGAGCGUGGAGGAGGCAGCGGGGCUGAUGGAGAGCGGCGGCGAGGACGUGAAUCUGCCGCGCAUCCACCUCUCCAACGCCGUCACGCUCGCGCUCGACUGUGCCGAGGGAUUCGACCUCUUCGCGCCGGGCAGCUCCCGCGACCCGCGCGUCAAGGCGCUCCAGGAGGCAGCAAUGGAAGCUCGUGCGUUGGUGAUGGAGGCGCUGGGGCGAGCGGCGGACAUGGCGGCCAUGAUCGCAGCAGGCGACGACACUGCUGCUGCCGCCGCCGUGCCUUCGCCCUCUCCCACUCGCCGCCGCCUGGUGCAAGCCACCACGACUAGCAUCGGUGGUGCGGGAUCUACCGCCACUGGCACAGCCGGUGCCAUCACGGUGGCCGACCCGCACAACUCCAUCCCCGAAACCAGCACUACGGGCACCACUAGUACUGGGAAUCCGGGCAUCAUGCCCGGCGGCGGCAGCCCCACGUCAGCCAACAACACUGCUGGGGCUGCGGUCACGGCUUACCCGAAGGGCUUCAAGGGGCGCUAUGUGGUGUUCAUCCAGCCGGGCUUUUACCGUGAGAAGGUGCUGGUCAACUCCACCUGCAAGAAUGUCACGUUGCUGGGGACCGGCGCUGCCUCCACUGUCAUCUCGUGGUACGACAACGCCACUGCCGGCACCGGGACCUUCCAGACACCCACUGUUGCUGUGGACGCUACUGGCUUCGUGGCCAUCGGCAUUCGCUUUGAGAACACCGCAGGGAAGGCUGGGAACCAGGCAGUGGCUUUCCGGCUGACGGGCGACGGUGGGGCCUUGUACGAGUGCGAGUUCAUUGGCUGGCAGGACACACUCUACACGCACGGCGGGCGGCAGUACUACCGUAACUGCUACGUGAACGGAUCGGUGGACUUCAUAUUUGGCAACGGCGCGGCCGUGCUGGACAACUGCACAAUCCACAUCCGCCCACACACGAACGCACCCGUCACGGCAUCAGGAAGAACUAACUACACUGAGAACACGGGCAUUGUGCUGCUUAACUCACUGAAUACAAGUGGCUGGCUGGACUGGAAUGGAGUAGUGUACAAUACUUCCACGUUCAUAGAGCAGGGCAACAGUGGGCCGGGGUCAGUGGGGCCGCGCAUAGCGUGGGCACUGCCGGGCAUCGUGACUGACCCUGCCCAGGUCGCCAUGUACUACCCCAACACCUUCCUCGCCCCCUUCUCCUCCAUCGCCAACCUCAUUCCCUUCUCCUGGCUCUAA
Molecule: messenger RNA, 2061 nt
Organism: Closterium sp. Naga37s-1
Lineage: Eukaryota; Viridiplantae; Streptophyta; Zygnematophyceae; Desmidiales; Closteriaceae
Source: the annotation of a GenBank genome assembly